Messenger RNA from Rhineura floridana, 604 nucleotides. RefSeq names its product hepcidin antimicrobial peptide (gene HAMP). The record is from RefSeq and is a predicted model, not a curated record. Gene Ontology annotation, cellular component: extracellular region. Gene Ontology annotation, biological process: intracellular iron ion homeostasis. NCBI's taxonomy places the organism in Eukaryota, Metazoa, Chordata, Lepidosauria, Squamata, Rhineuridae. The transcript has 3 exons. The coding region runs from base 144 to 401 and encodes 85 amino acids.
CUCUGCUUGAGAAUAACACCUUCUAGGCCUAUCCCAGAGAGAGAGAGAGAGAGAGAAAGGGAUCGUGACAGUCUGAGGGGGCAAAAAAGAAGAAAGAAAACAGAUUGAAAGAAAAGGGACUGAACUCAUCAUAAGAAACGAAGAUGAAAUUGCAACUAGUCUGCAUAAUCUUCAUACUUCUCAGUGCUGCCACCAGAAACGUUUGCGCUGUCAAACUUCAGACAGAGGUUGAGAAAGAUCUUACCAGCCUGGAUACGUAUAAGGCAGAACCCAUGACAAAUAUCUUUGGCUUGCAGACGUUGCUACGGAGAUCCAAGCGCUUCAACAGCCACUUCCCCAUCUGCACCUACUGUUGCAACUGCUGUCGCAACAAGGGGUGUGGCAUGUGCUGUCGGACAUGAAGGAAGAGGGCCUUGAUGGAUGACCACAGUGCUGCUGGGCCCCUCCCUGACUUAGCACCACGCACACACCAGGCCCCCCACUUUGGCCCAUACUACCCCCAAUACAUUCUCCUUAUUUAUUAGCUUGGCACUAUUUUGUUUUUUGUUUGCUUUGUAUGUUCUUGUUUGUUCUUGUUGGGAAUUAAAGCAUUUUUACCUCACAA